GGCAUUUGUUCGUCUAUAUCACACCUCAAAUCUCAACUUUCCUUUUGAAAAGUCUUAUCUAAGUCGUCUCCUUUGUUUCUUCCAUUCAAUUUCCUUUAUCAGACACACAUCGUGUGUCACACCACACUUCUACUUUCUUCUCUCUCCUUCUUUCCCUAAUUGACAUUAUAUACUAGACACACCCCCUCAAACCAUCAUCCUCUCCCCUCCACAUACCUCACCAUGGAUUUUAAGACACCUCUCUUUCUCUUGUUUGUUCUUGUCUCAACUUCCCAGGCCCUCAAAUUCGAUAUUGGCGGAAGUUCUGGAUGGUCUCUUAACCCUUCCGAGAAUUACAACCAGUGGUCCGGAAGGAACAGGUUCCAAGUCAAUGACAUUCUAGUUUUCAAGUACAAGAAGGGUUCAGAUUCGGUGUUGGAAGUGACGAAAGAAGCUUAUGAUAAAUGCAACAAAACAAACCCAAUCAACAAGUUCGAAGAUGGUAACACAGAGUUUACUUUGGAUCGAUCUGGACCAUUCUAUUUCAUCAGUGGAAAUGAUCAAAAUUGUGAAAAGGGUCAGAAAUUAGCCCUUGUUGUUAUAUCCCCACGAGGACACACACCAUCCUCUCCUUCUCCUUCACCAUCUACUGCAACUCCAUCUCCCUCUGCAACCUCUCCAUCUCCUUCUGUUUCAACUUCUCCCACUGCAAAUUCACCAUCCGUGAGUACGCCUCCAGCCGGUGAACCUACGGCUCCACCUCCUACCGCGGGUGGACCACCUGCUCCAUCACCGUUAUCUCCUUCCGUGGGAGCUUCACCGCCAUCUCAAUCUCCAACUAUACCAGCAGAUGGUACCGCGCCGUCGGGUUCAGCGUCUCUUGCACCUGGGGCAGCAGCGGUUCCACCGGCCUCAUCUGAUUCAAUAGCGCCUUCGACUUCUCUGGUGUAUUCCGUUGCAGUUGUUGUCGGUGCUGUGUUUGUGUGUUACGGAAGCAUUUUGGGUUGAAACAUGAAUCAGCGGUAUGAUUAUGUUGUAAUAAAUUUUUCGGAGAUUGCUAUGUUUACUUGGUUGGGUAUGAUUAAUAAGCAUCAUUUCGUUAUUAUCAUUUUUAGUUUCUUAUUUAUUUGGGUGUUUUCAUUGGUGUAUUUGUUGUAGAACGAUUUGGUGUAGAACGAUUCUAUGAUAUUUUUCAGUUUUGUGUAUCAUUGUUAUGCUAUUAGGUGUAAUAACAAUGAAGUUGAUUUAUAUUCCUACUUUAA
Molecule: messenger RNA, 1241 nt
Organism: Vicia villosa (hairy vetch)
Lineage: Eukaryota; Viridiplantae; Streptophyta; Magnoliopsida; Fabales; Fabaceae
Product: early nodulin-like protein 14
Exons: 2
Coding region: 223-987 (254 amino acids)
Cellular component (GO): plasma membrane
Molecular function (GO): electron transfer activity
Source: RefSeq, a predicted model, not a curated record